This is a messenger RNA of Truncatella angustata, 1530 nucleotides long. RefSeq lists its product as uncharacterized. The record is from RefSeq and is a predicted model, not a curated record. Lineage: Eukaryota; Fungi; Ascomycota; Sordariomycetes; Amphisphaeriales; Sporocadaceae. Bases 1 to 1530 code for a protein of 509 amino acids. Gene Ontology annotation, molecular function: protein binding. The transcript has 2 exons.
AUGUUAAAUUCACCAGAAAAGACAAGGGCAGACAGCAUCGAGGCUGCCGAGCCCAGUCUUCCGCCCACGAUUGCUUCCUCCACUAACACCGUGGCCGGCGUGAAGCGACCUGCUGCCACACUUCUUCCCGCGUUCGAACCUCUGUCCUCCUCCCCUGGCCUACCUCGUCCCUCGAAGAGACAGUCUAUUGGUGACAGAUGUUUUGGCUCCAACAUUCACAAAUAUCCUACACCCGUACCGACCUCUAGCACCGGCAUCCUAUCAUCGUCUCCUCCACGCGUCUCAAGACCAGCCUUGGCACGCCCCCAGUCUACCGUGUCAGAGCGUGCUCCCCUAUCCGCAGUUCCCAGGUUGGAACUGAACGAGAAUGGCGAGGAGAUUCUUAUGGGCCGGUCGAGCAACUCGUCUCACUAUCAGCUCUCUGCCAAUCGCCUCAUAUCGCGUGUCCACGUCCGGGCGCGUUAUAUCCCCGCUACCACCCCACUCGAGCCGAACAGAGUAGAGAUCAAGUGUACUGGAUGGAACGGAUUGAAGCUGCACUGCCAAGGAAAGACGUGGGAUCUGCGAAAGGACGAUACGUUCACGUCGGAGACCGAGGAUGCUGAGAUGAUGGUGGAUGUUCAAAACGCGCGUGUCAUGCUGCAGUGGCCCAAGAUCGACCGCCACGAGUCUGUUGCCAACCUAUCAGACUCCUCGUGGGAAGAUUCACCACGAUCUCGACCCAUCCGUAACGCGGAAUUGCUUCAUUUGAGCCCACUUCGUCGACAAACGCGUAUCCAAUCGCCUGAAUCACCAACGCCAGGUCUCAAGUCUGCCUCUGCCUCUGCCUCAGGCUCGUCGGCAAGCUUGAACGCCAUCUUGUCCACCCAUGAAGCUGAUGAUCAUGUUCAGAUCUACGAGGACCCAGAGGAGGAUAACGAGCCAGAGCUACCCGCGCCACACCAUGACGUCGAUGUUUCGUUCGCCCCCACGGAAAUGACUAACAGCUUUUCGAGUGACUUGAGCGACCCAGAAGACGAGAAUGACCCUGAUGAGGAGAACGAUCCAAUCGUGCACUCUUUCGGCCCUUUCGGUGCCAACCUCUCCAAUCGUAUGGCAGCGUUCACUACGUCUCCCCGUCAACCAACAUUCAUGAUGCCGCCUAUCCCCGAGCCAGAAGAAACACCUCUACCCGAACACCUCAACGUGUCAGCUAUUACCAACCAUGUCGUGAACCAACUCGCAUACUCCCGCCUGUCUUCCAACCCCUUGUCUGGUAUCAUGAACAACCUGCCGACCGAGGAGAAAAGAGACUUGACCAAGAGACAUCUGCGAAGGAUCAUCGAGUCAACUGACUGCAUCGGCAUCAUUACGCGACAUGGAAAAGACGCUGCAGGCAAGCCACUCGAGAGCGAGUACUACUAUGUCCCUGAGAAGGACAGUGAUGACUCGCGACGUCUGGCCGUGACUGACGGAUUGAGAAAACCAAGCUUGCGAGCUUGUAGAAAACAGCACAAGCAAUACUUCUGGAAACGGCCCAAGACGCCUUGA